UCUUCUUCACCAACCCAACAACCUCAUCAUUCUUACUUCCCUUGUUUUUUUCUUUCAUUUAAUAUUAAAAAAAAAUCAAAACUUUUCAACUAUAAAUACAGCCAUCACACAAACCCAUAUCGUUCGUUCAUCUGUUCGUUAGAUCCAACGACCCAUCCCAUCCGCCUAAUCCUCUUUUGAUUAAGAAGAAAUGGCACGCAAGAAGAUCAGAGAGUAUGAUUCCAAGAGAUUGUUGAAGGAACACUUUAAGAGACUAUCUGGCAAAGACUUACCUAUCAAGUCUGCACAAGUUACGGAGUCCACUGAUAUCACUCAGCUGCAAGACAAUGAACCCUGGCUUUCUUCUUCUAAAUUGGUUGUGAAGCCUGACAUGUUAUUUGGGAAGCGUGGUAAAAGUGGUUUGGUUGCCUUGAAUUUGGAUUUGGCACAAGUUGCUUCAUUUGUGAAAGAGCGUCUCGGUAAAGAGGUUGAAAUGGGUGGAUGCAAGGGACCGAUAACAACUUUCAUUGUUGAACCUUUCAUCCCACAUAAUGAAGAGUUUUACCUUAACAUUGUCUCUGACAGACUCGGGAACAGCGUAAGCUUUUCAGAAUGUGGAGGAAUCGAUAUUGAAGAGAAUUGGGAUAAGGUUAAGACUGUAUUUGUUCCAACGGGAGUGUCUGUUACAUCAGAAAUUGUUGCUCCACUUGUUGCAACCCUUCCCUUGGAGAUCAAAGGGGAAAUCGAGGAAUUUCUCAAGGUGGUUUUCACUUUGUUUCAAGACCUGGAUUUCACUUUCUUAGAGAUGAAUCCUUUCACAUUGGUUGAUGGAAAGCCUUAUCCUUUGGAUAUGAGAGGCGAACUUGAUGACACUGCUGCUUUCAAGAACUUCAAGAAGUGGGGGAACAUUGAGUUUCCACUACCAUUUGGAAGGGUUAUGAGUGCCACCGAGUCUUUCAUUCAUGGAUUAGAUGAAAAGACCAGUGCAUCUCUGAAAUUCACUGUGUUGAACCCAAAGGGCCGAAUUUGGACAAUGGUUGCUGGUGGAGGUGCUAGUGUCAUCUAUGCUGACACAGUUGGAGAUCUAGGCUUUGCAUCUGAGCUUGGAAACUAUGCCGAAUACAGCGGUGCACCCAAUGAAGAGGAGGUUUUGCAAUACGCCAGAGUUGUGAUUGAUUGUGCAACUGCAGAUCCCGAUGGCCAAAAAAGGGCUCUCGUUAUAGGAGGAGGCAUAGCUAACUUCACCGAUGUUGCUGCUACUUUUAGUGGCAUCAUUCGGGCACUAAAGGAGAAGGAAUCGAAGUUAAAGGCAGCAAGAAUGCACAUUUAUGUGAGGAGAGGAGGUCCAAACUACCAAAAGGGUCUAGCUAAAAUGCGAGCACUCGGAGAGGAAAUUGGAAUCCCUCUUGAGGUGUAUGGACCUGAAGCAACGAUGACUGGUAUAUGCAAAGAGGCGAUACAAUGCAUUACUGCUUCCGCUUAAGAAUCCAUUUUAGGUCAAUGCUUCGAAAGUAUUCGUGUCAUUUGCAGGUUUAAUUUGAAGUGAACGUUGGUUCGUAAUUUCCUUUCGCAUUCCUGGAAUUUGUAAAUUUAGUUACACCAUGUGUUUAUAAAAUCAAGUUAUCCAAAAAGAGUGGCCGAGAAUGUUGCAUCAUUUUUCUGUUGUAGAAUUUGAUGGUACUGUCUUGAUACAAUAAACUGUCUUGAUACAAUAAAGGUUUUUUUUCAGUGUU
Molecule: messenger RNA, 1712 nt
Organism: Vicia villosa (hairy vetch)
Lineage: Eukaryota; Viridiplantae; Streptophyta; Magnoliopsida; Fabales; Fabaceae
Product: ATP-citrate synthase alpha chain protein 1
Exons: 13
Coding region: 191-1462 (423 amino acids)
Biological process (GO): tricarboxylic acid cycle; succinyl-CoA metabolic process
Cellular component (GO): succinate-CoA ligase complex
Molecular function (GO): succinate-CoA ligase (ADP-forming) activity
Source: RefSeq, a predicted model, not a curated record